AUGCCGGCAGAAAAAGAGCUUCUAUUGCAAGAGCUGGAAGCGCUUAAAUUAGAGAACUUUAAACUAAAGAAGCAGCUAGAGCAACAAAGAGAACAAAAGGAAACACUUCCGAUGUCUUUGGAAGAAUAUAGUCGUUAUGGGAGACAAAUGAUUGUUGAACAAAUAAAUGGAGUUGAAGGCCAAGUAAAAUUACGCGAGGCUAAAGUUCUAGUCAUAGGAGCUGGUGGUUUAGGAUGUCCUUCGCUGCCAUAUUUGGUUGGUGCAGGUGUUGGUCACAUCGGAAUUGUUGAUGAUGAUAUAGUUGAUGCAUCUAAUUUACAUCGGCAAAUCCUACAUGAUUCAGUUAAAGUUGGGAUGUUAAAGUGUGAGUCUGCCAAGCAGGUUUUAAAUAAACUAAAUCCACAUGUCCAAGUAGCUACGUAUCCCGUUAGAUUGGAUAACAAGAAUGCUUUUCAGAUUAUGGCCAAUUAUGAUAUCAUUAUGGAUUGUACAGAUACUCCUUUGGCCAGGUAUUUAAUAUCUGAUGUUGCUGUUAACCUUGGAAAGACUGUUGUUUCAGCUUCAGGUCUUGGAACAGAAGGUCAAUUGUCCAUUUACAAUUUUAAGAAUGUCGGACCUUGUUAUAGAUGUUUUUACCCUAAUCCCCCACCACCAGGUUCGGUCACAUCGUGUCAACAAGGUGGUGUCGUUGGUCCUUGUAUUGGUCUUGUUGGGGUCAUGAUGGCAGUUGAAACAAUGAAGGUUAUCUUAGAAACUUAUACUGUAGAAAAUUUUAGCCCGUUCUUGAUUCAAUAUUCUGGAUUUCCCCAACAAUCAUUACGCACAUUUAAAAUGAGAGGAAAGAAGAAGGACUGCAUCUCUUGUGGCUAUAAUCCUACAGUUACACGUGAAGCCAUUGAAUCGGGAGAUGUUAAUUAUAGCAACUUUUGCGGUGGCAGCCGUGAUUUUAAUGUGUUAGCAGACGAAGAGCGGAUUACAGUUCAACAAUUCCAAGAAAACUACUGGCUGGACGAUAAAAAAGAUUACAUAUUGUUAGAUGUUAGGCCUCGUCUUCACUACAAUGUGUCUCAUCUCCCCAAAACAUACAACGUAACAAUGAAAGAGCUAAAAGAUAUGGACGGUGACUUGAAGGAACUUCAAAAGCGCAUACCAAGGUUAACGACUGAGAGGGAUAUUAUUGUUUUAUGUCGUCACGGAAAUGAGUCAAGACUAGCGACUAGAGUUUUGAAGGAUGAGUUCAGGCUGAAUAAUGUCAAGGACAUCAAGGGCGGAUAUUUUCAAUAUAUCGAUGAAAUCAGCCCUUUUUUACCCAAGUAUUAA
Molecule: messenger RNA, 1320 nt
Organism: Eremothecium cymbalariae DBVPG#7215
Lineage: Eukaryota; Fungi; Ascomycota; Saccharomycetes; Saccharomycetales; Saccharomycetaceae
Gene: UBA4
Product: Uba4p
Exons: 1
Coding region: 1-1320 (439 amino acids)
Biological process (GO): protein urmylation; tRNA wobble position uridine thiolation
Cellular component (GO): cytosol; cytoplasm
Molecular function (GO): URM1 activating enzyme activity; thiosulfate-cyanide sulfurtransferase activity; adenylyltransferase activity
Source: RefSeq, a predicted model, not a curated record